UGGCGAAUGUGAAAAAUAGGACGAUAGUAGGAAGCGCGUACUCUCUGAUAAAGUCUGUUGCCGUUGGUAACUGAAUUGCAUCAUCAUCGGAGUGAGCCUGUGUUGGAGGGGAUCGCCCCUAUUCAGUAGCCUGAAGUCUCACAACCUUUACAGAUGUCAACCAAGUCGCUUUGGGUCUUCGGCUACGGUUCCCUUCUUUGGGCGCCGGGCUUCGCCUUCACCGACCUCCUCCCUGGCAAAGUACGAGGCUAUUCGAGGAAGUUCUGGCAGGGCAACACGACCCACAGGGGCACUCCUGAACAGCCUGGAAGAGUCGCCACUUUGGUCGAAGACGAGAACGCGGAAGUAUGGGGUGUAGCGUAUGAAGUGAAGGAUUCAGAUGCGAUUCCAUAUUUGAACGAGAGGGAAGUGAAGUUAGGCGGGUACAGAACGGCUUUCAGCUGGUUCCACCCCGAAGAAGGAGAGCCGUUCCUCGUCCUUCUUUACAUGGCCACACCAGAUAGUUCGAAUUGGCUAGGCAGUGCGUCCGAUUACGAAAUCGCCCAAGACAUCCUCCACUCCUCCGGGCCGAGUGGUCACAACGUCGAAUACCUACUUAGACUGGCGGAGUUCGUCCGCAACCAGGCGCCCGACGUCGAAGACCCUCAUCUCUUCGGCUUAGAGUCAAUCGUCCGGAUGGAAAUACGAGAACGCGGCCUCCCCCUCGAGACUUUAAUGGGGCCUGCCAAGCCCCUGCCGAGUCCAGUCGCCCCAGAAGACCUGGAGAACGACGCCUUUCCACCCAUCAAAUUCGUCUCGACGAUCAAGAUGAAAAAGCUGCGCUGCCUCUCAAUCUGAACUGCUACGAAACGUAUUCACAACUAGUCACUAAACAAAAUCCUGAUGCACUAUGUAAAUUUUAUUUAUAUAAUUUUUUAUUAAUGUACAUUCCUCAUAAUUAAACCAUUAUUGUUUUGACA
Messenger RNA from Cimex lectularius (bed bug), 959 nucleotides. Its product is annotated as putative glutathione-specific gamma-glutamylcyclotransferase 2. Lineage: Eukaryota; Metazoa; Arthropoda; Insecta; Hemiptera; Cimicidae. Gene Ontology annotation, biological process: glutathione catabolic process. Gene Ontology annotation, molecular function: glutathione specific gamma-glutamylcyclotransferase activity; gamma-glutamylcyclotransferase activity. Gene Ontology annotation, cellular component: cytoplasm. The transcript has 4 exons. The record is from RefSeq and is a predicted model, not a curated record. The coding region runs from base 154 to 837 and encodes 227 amino acids.